This is a messenger RNA of Cyprinodon variegatus (sheepshead minnow), 2536 nucleotides long. RefSeq names its product solute carrier family 22 member 6-like (gene oatx). The record is from RefSeq and is a predicted model, not a curated record. Gene Ontology annotation, cellular component: membrane. NCBI's taxonomy places the organism in Eukaryota, Metazoa, Chordata, Actinopteri, Cyprinodontiformes, Cyprinodontidae. Gene Ontology annotation, molecular function: transmembrane transporter activity. Gene Ontology annotation, biological process: transmembrane transport. The transcript is spliced from 16 exons. The coding region runs from base 567 to 2276 and encodes 569 amino acids.
ACAGUACUUGUACCUGACCUGCCACGUCCUCAUUGGCUGAGGGUUCUCUGCUUGUCUUAUCACCAUGUUACAUGAGCUCUAAGGUCCAGCUGUCUGAGACCAGCUGAGAUGUUUAUUGUCUGAGACUCUGUCGGAUGAACAUGUCCACAGAAGAGCUCAGUGAGGAGCAAAGUCAGGAAAACAAACAUAUUUGACACUUGGAGGGCUUGGAGAAGGAGGUCAGGGACACUAGGACAGGACAGGCUGGAACUCGUACAGUCUCUGACACAAUAUUGAGGCGCUUUCAGGUUUUCUGCCCAGAUCAGCACAGAGUAAAGCAGGUUGUAUUUGAUGGAAGAUUAACUUUCAGGAGACUCAUUGAGCUGGAGAAGAUCAGGAACAGGAUAGCUUCUGGUUUUCUCCUUUCAAUCAUUAAUGUUCAACAGGCUUUCCUCUGCUGCUCUUCACACCCCUAAACUCCCUCCGUCCUCUCUGUCCGGUCUGUCCAGUUGCCCGGCAGCCUUCAGACUCUGAAACUAAGGUCCUGAACUCUCCAGAACACUCUGGUCCUUCCUCUUCUCACUGAGAUGGGGUUCACAGACCUGCUAGAAGAGGUGGGCGGUUUUGGCAGGUACCAGUGGAUCCAUGUCACCCUAAUCAGUUUACCCGGUCUGAUGAUGGCGAGUCAGAACCUACUGAACAACUUUGUCUCAGGGGUCCCAACCCAUCACUGCAAUCCUGUCACCAAUCAGAGCCUGGACGACCUGGCGUUCUCCUUCCAGGUGGACAAGCAGCAGCUGCUGAAAGUCUUUAUUCCUCCAGAUCCUUCAGGAAAUAGACUUGACCGCUGCAGGAGGUAUGUGGAGCCUCAGUGGCAUCUGUUGCACCUGAACGGCUCUUUGAAUGUCAGCCAGCUGCAGACUGAAGGAUGUGUGGACGGAUGGAGCUUCGACCAAUCAGAGUUUUCUGCAACCACCGUCUCCGAGUGGGACCUGGUCUGUUCAAUGCGUCCCCUCAAACAGAUGAUCCAGACCAUCUAUAUGGGUGGAGUUUUAGCAGGAGCCAUCAUUUAUGGUGGCCUAUCUGACAGGUUUGGAAGGAAGACUGUCCUUAUAUGGUCCUAUCUACAGCUGGCGGUGCUGGGUUGUAGCGCUGCCCUUUCUCCUUCGUACACAGCCUACUGUAUCUUCAGGGCCCUGAGCGGGAUGGCGGUGUCUGGAAUCAUCCUCAAUGGAGUCUCCCUCAAGGUGGAGUGGAUCCCUACCAAAACGAGGACAGUAGUGGGAACGCUCACCUCCUUCUUCUUCACCUUUGGUCAGAUGAUCUUGGCAGGCCUUGCCUAUUGGCUGAGAGACUGGAGGAAGCUACAGGUGGUCGUUUGUGCUCCUCAGUUCUUGUUUUUUGCCUACAGCUGGUGGUAUGCAGAGUCAGCUCGUUGGUUGGUGCUAAACCGUCAGUCUGAGAAGGCCUUAAAGAGUCUCCACAGAGUUGCUCGGAUCAAUCAGAAACCAGAGAUCAUCAACAAACUGACCCUGGAGGUUCUGAAGUCUCACAUGAGCAAAGAGAUUGAAUCAAGUCGGGCAUCGUUUACAGCCGUUGAUCUGCUGAAAACCAGGCGGAUAAGACGCAUCUCCAUCUGUCUGGUCGCUGUCUGGUUCUCCACCAGUUUUGCAUAUUAUGGUUUGGCAAUGGACCUGCAGAAGUUUGGGGUGAGUAUUUACCUGAUGCAGAUCAUCUUUGGAGCUGUGGAUAUCCCUGCCAAAUUCAUGGCUCUGGGCCUGCUCAGUUACCUGGGGCGACGGGUGUCUCAAGUGUUGUGUCUCUUCCUGUCGGCCGUCAUCAUCUUCGCCAACAUCUUUGUCCCUACAGAGAUGCAGACCCUAAGAACCACCUUGGCUUGUCUGGGUAAAGCCUUCACUUCGGCCUCCUUCACCACCGUCUACCUUUACACUGGAGAGCUUUAUCCCACCGUCAUCAGGCAGACGGGAAUGGGCUUUGUCUCCAUGAUGGCGAGGAUUGGCAGCAUGGCGGCCCCAGCAGUCCUGAUCCUGGACGAGGUUUUUCCUGCACUACCCAGUAUAAUCUAUGGGGGCGCUGCAGUGCUGGCUAGUGGCUUUGCCUGCUUCCUGCCAGAGACACUCAACAAGCCGCUGCCUGAUACCAUUGAAGAUGUGGAGGAAAACAGUAGCUCCCACCUGGACGACGGUGUGGCUCUGAAAGAGGGCGUGGCCACGGAGGACGGCGUGUCUUUAAAAGGAAUAAAAGAAAAAGAAGGUACUGGCCUCAAUGCUCUCUAACCAAUCAGAGGAUUCGACAUCAGAGUCAGCACCAAAGACAGCUGAACAUCAACCAAUCAGACAGUUUGACAAUUUGAACCUUACAAUCCAAUCUGUAAUCAAUGAACAGGUGAUGGAUUACAGAUUAAUCUGAAGAAUACGAGCUAAAAUAAUGAAUCAUGUUUAAUGUCUAGACUUAAAAGAUUAAUAAACUGAAUGUGACAAACUGAUUGUUGAUCAUCAAUUACUGGUUGAAACUAUUGUCAGCCUUUUAAUAAAGC